Molecule: messenger RNA, 841 nt
Organism: Juglans regia (Persian walnut)
Lineage: Eukaryota; Viridiplantae; Streptophyta; Magnoliopsida; Fagales; Juglandaceae
Product: auxin-responsive protein SAUR78
Exons: 1
Coding region: 227-610 (127 amino acids)
Biological process (GO): response to auxin
Source: RefSeq, a predicted model, not a curated record
UCUAAUUUCUCAAUUAAAACGGAUGACUUGUUGAUGUCAGUCCCACAUUCCCAGCACCGGAAAACAACGACCUUGCACCCACUCUCACCCCCUCUUUCGCUAUUUUUAUACACUCUCUUCAGUGUGUUAAUCAAGUCUCCUCAACUCUCACCAUUACCCUUCCUCCUCAUUCUCUCUCUCUCUCUGAUCUCUUUCUCUCUGUGUGCCUGAAAGGAAGAAAAAAGAAAUGAAGAAAAUCAACAUGAUACUGAGGAAGUGCAAGAGCCUGUCAAGGCAACUGGGGAGAUCUUCUUCGUAUAGCAGCUUACGGUCCAAAUCAACAAGGGAAGAAUUAUGGAAUGGUGACAUGCAAGAUUAUGACGAACAUCACAAAACUGUAUUCGUGGGAAGCACCAGAAAGCGAUACGUGAUUAGCUCCAAGUACCUUAGCCAUCCUCUUAUAGAUGCCCUCAUCGACAAAACAAAGCACAAGACUUCUUCAGGGGAUGAUAUUUUGGUGGUCAGGUGUGAGGUGGUUCUAUUCGACCAUCUCUUAUGGAUGCUUGAGAAUGCAGACCCAAAUCUCAGCUCCGAGUGCUUGCAGGAAUUGGCUGAGCUCUAUGUUUUCUGAGGCCCCUGAUGCUUGAGGUCUGGUGUUCAGGGACAGAAGCAUACUGGGGUUCAUCUCAGGUUGUGGCUUUUGCAUCUGAGAAUUGUAAGUGCAUGCAUGGCUCAUUUCUUCUUCUUCUUCCUGAUGCAUAUGAUUGAUCUCUGUCAUAACUCCUUGGGAAAUUGACAGACCCAACACAUGAUCCAUGAGUUUCUGUUGUUCUAUUCCAUGAUUCUUUAUCCUUAAAUUUAA